CUACGCAACUGCAAGGCUUUGUUCGAGGCUACGACAUCUUAAACCUCGUCGCCAAACCGAGGAGCAGGAAAUGGUCUUCCGCAAUGGCGCCGCUGUGCAAGUUCUACCAAAAUGGCAAUUGUCGCAAUGGUGCGAACUGCAGAUUUGAACACCCUGGGGCCAAUAACAAUCCAUUUGGCGGUACCAGCAACAACCGAUUUAGCUCUCUAAGCUCUGGCGGUGGAGGCAACAGCAACAAUAGCGGAACGAACCCGUACAAGGUUACCAAGGAGUUGAUCAAGAUCGAUCUAACGGAGGAGCGUCCAUCUUGGAUAUUGUCAUCUUACGGCCCCGGUAAGGAUGCGCCAGAGCAGUUAUUCGGGGGAUUCCCACGAGAGCAGAGCUUCGAAGAGCUACGAUUGCUUGUGGCUUCGAGCUCAAAUCCACCCGAAGCACUCCAACAUAUAGCAACGCUCUACCAGAAAGCUGAACACCAAAUCCUGACAACCCUUAAUGACCUGGAUGGCGCAGUCAACUUCAUCGUCGGCUCUGAGAACAAUCACCCAAACCGCAACGAUAUUUGCAAGCAAAAUACUCGAGAAGGAGGCACAAAUGGAACUUUUGCGGUUGGCAACACAUCCGGUCCCUUUGGAAACCCCUUGAACUCGGCUCCUGCGGCGGGCCAAAACCCGUUUUCCACCACGCAGGCAAGUCCAUUCGGUGCAGUAUCGAAUAAUACCACAACAAAUGCUUUCGGUGCUCCAUCGACCACGGGAACCACUGGUGCAUUUGGUCAGCCUUCAGCAUCGGGGCAGAAGCCCAACCCUUUUGGCGGGGCUAGUGCGUUCGGGCAGCCCUCGACUCUUGGAGCUGCAGGAGGAUCCGCGUUCGGGCAGCCUUCAAGUCUCGGUGCUACAGGCGGGUCAGCGUUCGGACAGCCUUCAAGUCUUGGUGCAGCGGGGGUUUCAGCAUUCGGCCAACCUUCAGCACUUGGAGCUGUUGGGGCGCCAGCUUUCGGCCAGCCCUCUCAACCAGGCACGACCGGCUCUGCCUUUGGUCAAACAUCAGCCCUAGGUGCAAAGCCGAAUCCCUUCGGGGCUCGUACAGGGCCGUCGUCCGGUUUUGGGCAGACUGCUCCACAGCCGGCCGCAUUUGGACAACCCGCCCAACAACCAAGCGCCUUCGGACAGCCUUCGUCGUUGGGAUCAAAUCCCAAUCCGUUUGGUGCUCCUGCAGCUGCCCCCUUUGGCCAGACCGCGCAGAGCCAAAAUGCUGCCCAACCAGCAAAUCCAUUCGGCCAGCCUGCCCAGACAAGUGGUGCCUUCGGUCGGCCUGUUGGUUCAAAUCCAUUCGGCUCCACAGACCAACAAAUGGACACUUCGGCACCGGCACUUGCUGCUCCAGCAAAUCCGUUCGGUCAACCGGCAUCGAGUGGGUUUGGUGCGGCGAAGAACGACUUCGGUCAACCACAAGUUCAGGCGGCAAAAGCCCCGGCGCAAGCAAAGGGUACACCAGGACACCCCUACGCGCCGAACAGCACGAAACAGCACCCGCCAAUCAGCUCUUACAGUUCGCGCAACAUAGAUGGCCGUCUGACGAUGUUCAAAGGCCGGAGCGUUAUGUACAAUAACAAUGGCCAACCAGGCUUACGAAUGCCGGACGGCUCAUGGAAGAAGAUCUGGUUCCCGGACGGUCCUCCUGGGUACAAUUCCGACACGGAACCGCCUGAGCCAGGGUUGUAUACUGCCAGCAUCAAGGCUGCGUACGAGGCAAUGAGCAGAACUGGACGGUUCGCUGGUGAUAUGCCCGAGGUACCACCUAUGAGGGAGGACUGCACAUUUGAUUUCUAGUUCACCAAUUGUUAUAAGCACGGACGAAGCAUGGCAUAUGGCGUUUGGGAAACAAAAUCCGGCACGUAGGUUUAGAUAUCCAGUGGGUAAUCCUGUAUUAUUGGGAAGGGCAAAGCGAUAAGACAC
Molecule: messenger RNA, 1955 nt
Organism: Pseudomassariella vexata
Lineage: Eukaryota; Fungi; Ascomycota; Sordariomycetes; Amphisphaeriales; Pseudomassariaceae
Exons: 3
Coding region: 84-1829 (581 amino acids)
Molecular function (GO): metal ion binding
Source: RefSeq, a predicted model, not a curated record